GCCAGUAAACCGGAAACAAACUUCUGCAGUCAUGAAUGUCUACUUGUUGUUUCUGUUUUUCAGCAUUUGUUUUAGAAGCGCCAAAGCCUGGGGUGUUUCUGGGAGUGUGUACUGCUCGUCACGGAUGUGUACAUACAAAGAAGGUAAAGUUGAUGUGAAAGGCUCUACAGCAACAGGAUCCUAUGAUGACAGACUGUUGGAGACUGGCUGGGGGAUACUUAACGUGAACGCAGGAAAUGGACGCCCCUCCACCAAUGAUGACAUCAUGUUCGGUGCUGGGUACUUGGAAGGUACCAUGACAGCAGCGCGCAUUUACCAACACUACAUUAACCUGAGAAGUGCUCUGCUGGGAACGGUUUCUGCUGACACUAUAGCCAAACUGAAGAAAUUCUUGGAUGCUCAGGAUGAGUGGAUGAGAGUGAUGAUUAAGAAACAUGGCCAUUCUGAUCCUCUAUGGAGACAUGUGUCCUACGUUCUGGCACAGUUUGAUGGGCUAGUGGCAGGCUACAGGGACAACGCUCUCAAAAAUCAGAGCUUAGAUGUGUUUGCUUUCCAAGUGCUGAAUGGAAAUGGAGACCUGCUAGAUCUGUUACGAGUUGUUGACUUAAGCAGAAGACCCAUCUUCUCCAAGAUGACCAAGACAGAGCUCAAGGAUUAUGUUCUCAAAAACAGUCGCUGUUCAGCGCUUGUUAAGGUGCUGCCUGGAUAUGAGAAUGUAUUUAUGUCCCAUUCUUCCUGGUUUCUUUACUCUGCCACAAUGAGGAUUUACAAACAUUAUGAUCUCAAUGUUGCUGACCCAGCCACCAGUGCCAAAAAAAUGUCCUUUUCCAGCUAUCCAGGUUUCUUGGAGUCUCUGGAUGACUUCUACAUUCUGGGCAGUAAGAUGGUGAUGUUGCAGACAACUAAUAAUGUGUUCAACACCACCUUGUAUAACUAUGUACAGCCAGAGUCUCUGCUAGCCUGGCAUCGGGUCCGUGUUGCUAGUAUGAUGGCUGCUACAGGCAAACAGUGGGCAGAGACUGUGGCUCAGUACAACUCAGGUACUUACAAUAACCAGUACAUGGUGAUAGAUCUGAAGCAAAUUGAGCUGAAUAAAACCCUCCAUGACAAUGCCCUGUGGGUUGUGGAACAGAUCCCUACUCUGGUGGCUGCUGCUGACAAGACAGACGUUCUCAGAACAGGUUACUGGCCCUCGUACAACGUACCAUUCUUUGAAGACGUGUACAACCUGAGCGGCUACCCAGACAUUGUGGCUGAGAAGGGUGUGGACAUGUCAUAUCAACUGGCACCCAGGGCCAAAAUAUUCCGCAGAGAUGCCGACAAGGUGGUAGACAUGGAGACUAUGAAACGCAUCAUGAGAUACAAUGAUUUUAAGCAUGACAAAUAUUCUGAGAACGUUGCCUGCGAUACAAUCUGUUGCCGUGGUGAUUUGCUAGGCCAGCCGGAGCCUCUUGGUUGUUAUGACACAAAAGUUACAGACUUCUGGAAUGCUUUGAUGUUUUCGGCAGACAUUAUUAACGGCCCUACAUUAGGAACUGAUCUGCCGCCAUUUCGCUGGUCCGAGUUUGCCAAUGCCUCGCAUAUAGGUCUGCCUCCUGUGUAUAACUUCUCUUUUAUAAACACAAAGCCAAAAAAUAUGGUUUAGAAACCUUCAUGUCAAACAAGAAGAGGAGUGACAUGUAUAUAAAUCUACAUUAAACAGCUGUAGACUUGUAUACUGGGUACUCUACCAUAUGAGAUGAAGAGCCUGUGAUCAUGAUUUAAGAUUAAAACCAUGUGGAGUUCAUCAUACUUGGGCUGCUGUUGUCAGCCACUUGAGUAAUGAAGGUGUUUGUUCGAAUUCAACUCUUACUUAUAUCAGCUGCAUUUUUAAGUCCAGGGUUUGUCAGGUACCAGGGAAAACGUGGUGGUUUACUUUGUGAACUCCAGUUUAAUCUGACAGCAGUCAUAAUCUUGAGUAUAGUGAUGGACACCAGUAAAAUACAUUAACAUAAUGAACCUAAUCUAUAUGCUUACGUGUUAUUUAAUGCAUUGUGACGUAUUUUGAGGGAAUUAAACUGUUGCAGAGAUAUGUUUUUAUAUGCAUUGGCCUUAAAAAUUCACUCUGUGAGCUUCUCUGAGGCGUAUAAAGGUCAUAAAAUUUCUUUUGGAGCUGAAAAAUUUAUAUUUUUCCUGUGGAACGCCAACCUGUCUUCUAAAUGAACACCAAAUCGCCUUUGUAAAAUCAAUAGAACUCAGAAUCAGGUAAAAUGAAUUUGCGUCAUAGACGAAACUGUAUGUCAGAUACAGAUGGUAUGUAUUUCAUAUGUUUGUACUGGGGCUCUAGUGCUGAAGUGAACAACUUGCAUAAGACUUGUUUGGGGGGGGGGGGGUUGUUUUUUUUUCUUCUGUUUUUGUGUCUUUGUUUUCGUUAUUAAAGAAAUGCCAAGGAUGCCUCGAGGAUAUGCCUCAGUUAUAUGCCUUGAAAUGUGAUAAGAAGGUUGACGAAUUAGGAUAUGAAUAUACAUAUUCAUCACGACUGUAUUUUGUAACACUUGAAUGUUACUUGUAUGAAUGAUUUGUAAAUUGAUUGUAAAUAAUAAAAUUAAGGUUGAUCUGCACGCUUUCCUAUUUUGACAAUGCUAACGGACGAGUCCUUCAACACUUAAACUUCGCGGCACUAUAGAAGAAUAAAGAGAUGACCAGCUGGACUUCUGUUAAAUCAAGUUUAUACCAGCCAAUCGAUGCAGUACUCUUAAGUUUUUGGAGAUUGUAGGAUUUUAUGUAAUGUUCUUUUAAUUUUUAUGUAGUAAAUAUUUUUGAAACACAUCUGUAUGUUCAUAAAUCACAUGAUGUGGCUUGUGUUCUGUUUCAUAACUCUGGUUAUGUGAUGGUAAUUUUUUGUAUUUAAUAGUUCUGUUUAUGCGAUGGCAGUCUUGCAAAAUGGCAAUUCGUCUGUGAUAAUUGAUAAUUUUUCUCCUCUGCACGUUCGACAACUCAAAACUUUACAAAAAUACAAUUCCCUU
Molecule: messenger RNA, 3005 nt
Organism: Liolophura sinensis
Lineage: Eukaryota; Metazoa; Mollusca; Polyplacophora; Chitonida; Chitonidae
Product: phospholipase B-like 1
Exons: 10
Coding region: 32-1645 (537 amino acids)
Biological process (GO): phospholipid catabolic process
Cellular component (GO): extracellular region
Molecular function (GO): glycerophospholipase activity
Source: RefSeq, a predicted model, not a curated record